UGUUUUAAUGGUCUUUACCAAAGAGCCCUUGUUUUACUAAGGAUUUUUACACUACACCACCAGCUCAACCGUAAAUGGUCUUUGAAGGCUAGGGUAUAGGUAAGAGAGAGCCCAAUCCGCCUCAGCAGGUCAAACGCUCCUGGCGUCGAAGUCGGGACCCUCCCGGAGGCGGAGGCCGCGGGGGUUCAGCAUGGGGUGACCGAAGCGAACGAAGCGGCGACCCUGGAAGUCGAGGCAAGUGGUGUUGGUUCGGUGCCUUCCACCCUCUCCACCCUCCAGAGGUGGUUGAAGGACCCGCCCUUCGCCUAUCCCAGGCCAGGGUACCCCAGGUGACAGGUCCUAGUUCAGGUCACUUAACCUACCUCUCUUGGCUGGUUGUGAGGUCUCUGAACCCGUCCGCCUGAGCGGGGCACGAACGAUCCGAUGGGAAAGCCUGGCCACCGAGGUGAAAGCCCGGCAGUGCAUGUUCUACGGCCCCAAAUCCGCGCGAGCCUGGCGAAGCAUCGAGAUCCCGGGCGAUUACUGCGAGUUUGAGUUCAGCUCCGAUGGGGACGGUGCCACCUUCCCCGAUCAGCGCUGGGGCUUCUGGGCCUUGGUCGCUCCAAAACCCCCGGACAAGGAGGAUAAGAUCCCCGAGAGCUUCACGCUGGAGGUGGUGAAGAAGGAGGGCUCUCUCCUGGGCAUCACCACUCAGGAAGUGGCGGGUGCUUGCAUGAUCAGUGGAUUGGAUACUGGUUCUACACCCAUCCAGGAAUGGAACGCUGCCAACCCUGAUAGAGCUCUGAGGCUUCAUGACUUCAUCUUGGAGGUGAACGGUGUCAAGUCCUCUUAUGACGACAUCCUCAACGAGCUGCGGAAGUUCCAGAAACACAUCAUCGUGGCCAAAAGAUCCAAAGAGGCCAUGUGCAGCUCAGGUCAUGUGCUUAAGCCUGACCCGCGAGUAUACAACGUGUGCGACGUGUGUGGCACUCCGGGAACCCAGUUUAGAUGCCCAGACGGCUGUGACUAUGACAUGUGCCUGAAUUGCUUUCAGGCUCACACGUCAGGACCAGUGCAUUGCCCACUGGAGGACAUCACGGCCUUUGCACAGAAGAGAGUCCAGGUGGUGUGCCGUGGAGAAGGCAACCAAGAUGAUCCCGAGG
Messenger RNA from Durusdinium trenchii, 1142 nucleotides. The record is from the annotation of a GenBank genome assembly. Lineage: Eukaryota; Dinophyceae; Suessiales; Symbiodiniaceae.